UAUUAAUCAAUGGAAUACCAAAUUGAUGAUGCAGUACAAUUUUAUGGUGUCAUUAAAAAUGUCAAACACAUGUUAAGUUUGAUAAAAGCAGUGAAUAUUAAAAGUGUGGCUUCUUUCUACAUCCAUGAAGAAGGUUUUAUUUUAACUGUUGAAGAUCAAAAAUCGGUUAAAGCUAUUGCAUAUUUCAAACUACAUUUAUUUCAUAUUUACAACUUUAAAGAAGGCACAAUUAUACCCACAUUUGCAAUACCUGUUGAUACACUCAUGAAUUGUCUUCGAAUCAUGGUACCAAGAAUGGAUCCUUCAAACACAACACAAGGCACAACUGAUUAUUGCGAAAUAAAAUAUGAUGGAACAGGAUCCUAUCUUACAUUGAGACGAUUCAUAAAAGAGCCACAUAAAAAUCAUCAUAAAGCAUUAACUUGUGAAUUAAUUCCAUUCGAACCUGAAGAAGAAAGUACUCAAUUACACUUUGAUGAAUCUACAGGAGCAGAAUCACAAAGAAUGAUAAUAAAAUCUGUCUGGUUUAAAGACCUUAUGAAUGAUUUAGAUAGUCGUUACGAUAAAAUUAAAAUGAGAAUUUCGCCUAAUGACCCACCUUUUAGUGUAGUUGCAGAAGGCUCGGAUUUAUUAACUGAGUCUGAUUAUCCGCAGGAUUCUGAACCUUUCAUAAAUUUUAUUUGCGAUCGUGAACUGACAUACAGCUAUCUUUAUUCCCAUAUCGUACAAUGUAAAAAAGCACUAGAUAUCUCAAAUGAAGUCUCUAUUGAAAUGUUUAAUAACGGCUCACUCAGAAUGUUUUUUCAAAUUGAAGGUCCAGGCAAUAAAGUUGAUACUAUUCAAUUUAAUUUUUUACCAUCUACAAACUUUACCUGAAUAGUAAAUCUAAUUGAGAUUAAAACACUUGAAGGCUUCAUCCUCGAAAAGAUCUUGUUUAUCAUUUUAAAGUUUCAUCCCUUAAAAAACCAAAUAAAUAAUCACUCCCUAUAUUUGUUUCUUUCUUUUCUUUUUUUUUUGUUUCUUUCCUUUCUUUCUAUAUCAUAUAUAUUU
Cokeromyces recurvatus is the source of this 1050-nucleotide messenger RNA. Its product is annotated as Rad1/Rec1/Rad17. The transcript is spliced from 7 exons. Bases 10 to 876 code for a protein of 288 amino acids. Gene Ontology annotation, cellular component: nucleus; checkpoint clamp complex. Gene Ontology annotation, biological process: DNA repair; DNA damage checkpoint signaling. The record is from RefSeq and is a predicted model, not a curated record. Lineage: Eukaryota; Fungi; Mucoromycota; Mucoromycetes; Mucorales; Mucoraceae.